Messenger RNA from Ochotona princeps (American pika), 3135 nucleotides. RefSeq names its product nuclear factor of activated T cells 2 interacting protein (gene NFATC2IP). Gene Ontology annotation, molecular function: protein binding. The record is from RefSeq and is a predicted model, not a curated record. The transcript is spliced from 8 exons. Lineage: Eukaryota; Metazoa; Chordata; Mammalia; Lagomorpha; Ochotonidae. Gene Ontology annotation, biological process: cytokine production; positive regulation of transcription by RNA polymerase II. The coding region runs from base 62 to 1333 and encodes 423 amino acids.
GCGGGACGCGGCGAGCAAAGGCGGGCGUGUGUGGCCGCAGCGGCAACCUAGCUUGCGAGCCAUGGCGGAACCUGUGAGGAGACGCGGCCGGAGACCCCGAGGCAGAGGGGGAGGCGUCGGGCGAGGGGCCCGGGGGGCCCAGGGCGGCCGAGGACGGCCUCCCCGGAUCCAGCAGCCUCCAGCCCGGCACAGUCUGGACACGGUGCUCGUGGAUUUAGUCAGCGACAGCGACGAGGAUGUCCUGGAGGUCUCCACGGCGUGCGAUGUCGCCGACCCGGCUGAGGUCCCGCCCCCGGCAUCUCCCGUGCCGGCCAAGCCCCGGGACGACAGCGACAGUGACAGUGAAGGGUCGGAGGCGAGGCCUGCGGGGCCCCCCCGGGCCGUGGUCCGGCAGCGGCGGCGGCGGCUGGUGCUGGACCCAGAGACCGCGCCGGUGGUGCCGGUGUACUCGGGCAAGGUGCAAAGCAGCCUUCAACUCAUCCCAGAUCACUUGUCCCUUCUGAAACUGUACCCAGCGGGGGCUGAGGAAGACACGGACGUGGCCGACUCUAGCAGUUCCCAACUUGAGGAUUCUCUAACCACAAGUUCUCCCUGGAAGAAGAAGCUCCGGAGUAGCGAUGAGGACAAAGAGAAGGAAGAGAAGGGACUUCUAGCAGAGAAUGAUUCUUUGCCUCCGUCUGCACCAAGGAACAAAAGCAGAAAGCACAGUCGGGCGCUCAAGAAGUUAAGGGAAGUGAACAAGCGCCUCCACGACCUGCGGUCCACCUUGAGUCCCAAGCAGCAGCAGGAGCCCAACCCCCAGGGCCAGGACGACGAGGUGGUCCUGGUGGAGGGGCCUGCAUUCCCCGAGCACCACCGGCUCUUCCCACUCAAGAUUCGGUGCCGUGCUGACCUGGUCAGGUUGCCCGUCAGGAUGUCGGAGCCCCUACAGAGUGUGGUGGACCACAUGGCCACCCAUCUUGGGGUGUCCCCAAGCAGGAUCCUCUUGCUCUUUGGAGAGACGGAACUGUCCCCUACCGCCACCCCCAGGACGCUGAAGCUCGGAGUGGCCGACAUCAUUGACUGUGUGGUGCUAGCAAGUUCUUCAGAGGCCAAGGGAACAACAUGCCAACAGCUGCAGCUGCGGGUGCAGGGCAAGGAGAAGCACCAGACGCUGGAGGUGUCGCUGUCUCCCGCGUCCCCUCUCAAGACCCUCAUGUCCCGUUAUGAGGAGGCCAUGGGACUUUGCGGACACAAGCUCUCCUUCUUCUUUGAUGGGACAAAGCUCUCGGGCAAGGAGCUGCCAGGCGACCUGGGCAUGGAAAAUGGGGACCUCAUUGAGGUCUGGAGCUGAAAGCCCACACCCCUCUGUCAGGGGGAGAAGGCCUGUUCCCGCUGCAACUCCCCUGCCCACUUUUUGCCCAGUAAACGCUAGCAAAAGCUGAAGUUUAACUUGAAGCUGCCGCGAACUCCAGGAGUGACGUUUGAGGCCUGCUAUCCACGCUUGGCGUGAAGCCUGGCAGCCUGUGUGCCGGCUGCGCUGUGUUGGCCUGGCUGCGGCAGCCUCAGGUGCUGGAGGACAACCUCUGACCCUUAGCACUUCCCCUCCGCCGGCACGUCUCUCUCGUUCGUCAUCACAGCGCGUGUGCACUGAAGCGGCCCUCAGGCUUAAAGGAGGAACUCCAUUGGCGAGGGGAGCCUGGAGUUCAAGGGCUGGCCGUGGCCUUGUCCUCCUCCCAGAGCUAGCGGCUCGGUCUGCUAGAGGCAUGUGUGCUGCUGUGCUUGGCCUGGCACCCAAUCUUCAGAGUUCAUCACCUUUUUUCUUCUCCUUCCCUGUCCUCAUCCAUUUCUCCAUGUUUUGCUGAUUUUUCCCAACAUAUCUUUGGAUGUGACUGUCUCCUGAUAAGAUGUUUGGAGUGCGAAUUUGCUUUGACUGCACAUUCUGGGCACCGAGCCAUCGGUUCUGUGCCAUUUUCAUGCACUGAGUGUGAAGAUCCAGCCCCGUUGCCGGUUUGAGACCUAUGUCACCCACUGCGCUGGAACUCUGCACUGCACCACUGGCCACAUUUCACCAACACAGCCAAAAGUUGGUGCCCGUCGGCACAUCCCACUUCUUGCCAUUGCAUACCAGGCUGUGAUGCAAACCCAUAUAUGUGCUUGCUGGGGAACUUCUGCAGCAUGCUUACCCAGAAUGCGAUGACAGAUCGUACAAGGUCAAUUUUUCUGUGGUUUUCUAGAUUUUUCUACGAAGUGGAAUUGAUCCUUCUCCCCAGAAAGGUUUCCCUCUCUGUAUCGUCUUCUCCGGCACUGGCUGUUGACCAGCUAACUCCUUCAGUGCUGCCAGUCUGGUGGGUGUAAAUGGGCUGGCACUGUGUUGAGCAUGUACUGAUCCGAGAACCUUCUGUUGACUUUUUCUCACACACAGCACCCUUUCUGGCCUCCCCUUCCGUGCAGCCGCUCGUCGCCUCACUUCUUGGCCUUCGGUGGUUCAUUCUCAGGAUCUACUUGCGUAUUUCUGGGCGGUUGCAAAGAACUCUGGGAACGGCACGUUGUUUGUUCGUACUUUAAGGCUCUCCCUCCGUGGAUAGGCCUUCUUAACUUUAUUGCAGAUGAGUGAAUUAUCUUAUUGUAAAAGUUGGUUGCUUCUUGAUGUCCUGUUUCAGAGAAGUUGAGAUGUUUUCCGUUUUUCUGCUGUUAGCCCAUGAGGCAUCCCUUUCACAGCAAUGCCGCUCACUAGGGGCCAGGCUGGCUGGUGGCUCCCUGCUGGCAUUCCCUGGGCUGCCAUCCCUUCUAUAGGAUGUCUGUCCCGGGUCCCGUUAGUGGAUGCUGGGCUGCGCUGGCUGCUAGAUCCUGAACAGCCCUUCUGAACUAUUUGAGAUGCACCUUUGUAGCAGAGACCAAGUUUUGUUUCACAGCCUGAAUUGAGCCUGUUUUCCUCAAUACCAUCUACUAUGAGAAGUCUUCGCUGUCCAAUGAGAGGAGCAAUAAAUUCAGCCUAAGUAUGUCAGCCUCUUAAAAAAUUUUGAGAAUAAUCCUCAGUGUGGUUUUCGCUGCUGCAGGUGUUUUUUUUUUUUUCAGCUCUCUUAUGUCUGUUAAUAAGCUCAACACAUUACAAUUAUGUAUUCAAUCCUGACAAAAUAAACUGCAAUACAUGCA